Desarmillaria tabescens is the source of this 930-nucleotide messenger RNA. RefSeq lists its product as uncharacterized. Lineage: Eukaryota; Fungi; Basidiomycota; Agaricomycetes; Agaricales; Physalacriaceae. The transcript is spliced from 7 exons. The record is from RefSeq and is a predicted model, not a curated record. Bases 1 to 930 code for a protein of 309 amino acids.
AUGCAGAGGCUCCAUGCCCGGUCCAAAUUUAUCCAGCCCUCUUUUCUCUUCCAGGCCACCCACCCUCGACAUCUAGCUCGCGUGUUCAUCAACUGCCUCUCCUCCAAAACUAACUGCUUGUCGUUCUCUGGCAUGCUGGCAGGCUGGUUGAUGAAUGUAACGCGGUACAUGAGUGAGGCAGAACUGAAAGAGAUGCGACUGCCAUUUUGGGAACUCACCUCGUUCCUCCGCACGAUCGACGUCACAAGGGCGGCGGGUCCGCUCCAGGUCCUGAGUCGUUGGCGCGGUGGUCUCAUCCACACCGCCCUCCGCUUACCCUCACGAAAAAGGACUCGUCGGGCUCGUACGCUCCAUACGCUCUCCGGUCUUCCUCGCAUUGUCAAGCUCACCCACUCGUAUCUGGCUGGGGGUGACCAAUAUGCAGUAGUCCAUUCUCUUGGCAGGAGGAACAGCAGGCUGCAAAAAGAGGACUUUGCAGCUCGAGAUUUUUCAUGUAGAGAAGCGAGGACGUUAGCGACACCUGCUCUUUGCGGAUACAUGCACUUUGUGGUACAAUCCCUAAAACUAUACAUCGAACUGUCAGGCGGACUUGUAAUGAAGAAGAGUACCCCAUGCUCGUUGAAGGAACGAUCCAACGCGCAUCUCCCUCAGCACCUUAUCCCGGAUCCUCAGUUGCAAGUCACUAUCAAGCAUUGGACUGUGGGAAGGAUGAACGGCUCCAAGAUUGAUCGCCCUUGGCCGUUCUCCGAUUCCAUGUUCAUUCCGGUUUUUUCCAUUCUCCCGUCAAAGCUCCUUGACACCUCUGGCGAAACCCGCCAUAUGGUCAAGCAGCGAAUAUUUUUUGUGGUACUCAUUACAGUGGCUCAAAGAGAUGGCGCAGAGGAAAUCGAUCGCACACCGAACCGUUAUGCGUGCAUGAUACCCACCUAG